Ceratotherium simum simum (southern white rhinoceros) is the source of this 1485-nucleotide messenger RNA. Lineage: Eukaryota; Metazoa; Chordata; Mammalia; Perissodactyla; Rhinocerotidae. The record is from RefSeq and is a predicted model, not a curated record.
UAUGGGUGUGUGUGUGGAGAGGUCUGCCAGGUUCUGCCCCUUAAAGUCUGGGGGCUGGCAGAGGCGGCGCCCUAGCCGGGAGAAAGUGCUGCUCAUUUUAGAGCAGUUGCGGUUCAUCCAGAGGAAUGUAAUCGGGGAAGUGGGAGCGAAGAGGGACGGGAGCAGGAUGAGCAGACCUCUGCUGCGGCCAGCCGGGGCCGGACAAUUCCUCCUGCUGUGGCUGCUGCUGCCCCCGGUGCUUGCGCCCAGGGUCGACGCUAGGAGGUCCUGGCCCUCGCUGCCGUGCCCCGCGACCUGCGAGCCGACGCGCUGCCGUCCGUUGCCCACCUGCCCGGCGGGGGCGACGCCGGUGCCCGACCGCUGCCGCUGCUGCCGCGCCGCAGAAGUCCCAACGCCCCCAAGAGUGGAGCAUUUCUUCACAGGCACCAGAAGCGCAGGCUGGCUCAGGAGCAGGUACAACUUCAUCGCCGCGGUGGUGGAGAAGGUGGCGCCGUCUGUGGUUCACGUGCAGCUGUUCCACAGGUCAUCUCUCAGCAGUGAGGAUAUUCCCGCAUCCAGUGGCUCUGGGUUCAUAGUGUCUGAGGAUGGGCUCAUUGUUACCAAUGCCCACGUCCUCACCAACCAACGGUGGAUCCAGGUGGAGCUCCAGAGUGGGGUCCAGUAUGAUGCCACUGUCAAGGACAUUGACCAUAAAUUGGAUCUUGCGCUGAUUAAGAUUGAGCCAAAUACUGACCUUCCUGUAUUGUUGCUGGGAAGGUCAUCUGACCUGCGGGCUGGAGAGUUCGUGUUGGCUUUGGGCAGCCCGUUUUCUCUGCAGAACACAGUGACCGCAGGAAUUGUCAGCACUACACAGCGAGGGGGCAAAGAGCUGGGGCUGAAGGAUUCUGACAUGGACUAUAUCCAGACUGAUGCCAUAAUUAAUCACGGGAAUUCUGGGGGGCCUCUGGUGAACUUGGAUGGUGAAGUGAUUGGCAUAAAUACACUGAAGGUGACCGCAGGAAUCUCCUUUGCAAUUCCCUCAGAUCGCAUUCGACAGUUCUUGGCAGAAUUCCAUGAGCGCCAGUUAAAGGGAAAGGCUCUUUCACGGAAGAAAUAUCUGGGUCUGCGAAUGCUGCCCCUCACUACGAACCUUCUUCAGGAAAUGAAAAGGCAAGAUCCAAAUUUCCCUGAUGUGAGUUCCGGGGUUUUUGUGUACGAAGUGAUUCAAGGAACAGCUGCCGAAAGCUCUGGGUUGAGAGACCACGAUGUAAUUGUCGGCAUAAAUGGGCAACCUGUUACCACCACAAGCGAUGUUAUUGAAGCUGUUAAGGACAAUGAUUCCGUUUCCAUCAUGGUUCGUCGGGGAAGUCAAACGGUGAUCCUGACAGUCACACCUGAAAUAAUCAAUUAAGUAUCUUCCUUUAGAGAGAAAUUAUCUAACAAAACCAAAGCCAUAUUACCUGGUUUGUACUGAAGAUGUGCCAAAGAUGGCAAGGGGUUUUAGGA